UGCUCAGGCUCCGGGACCCCCUACAGUCCCUUCGCGUGCCUUCUACUGAAGAGCAGGAACUGACGGUUGUUUUAAAGCUCUCAAUUCCAGAAAGUUUUCUGGGGACCUGUCUAGUCGGAAAGUAGAGGGGCAGUUGUCUUGGUAUUUGAAAAGGGGGUAUCCGACGAGGCGGAGCUUGAGGGGUUGUGUCGAGUGAUUGAUAAAUCUGUCAACCAGUAAGGCUACUCUCUCUCGCCUCAGGAAAACCACAACUCCAGCUGGAUGUGUGCAUAAUAGUGUAAUCAUGAUUCUAUUUUGUUUAAUAAAAUAAUUCAUUCUUGAGAGUAGAGGUCUCGAAAGCGAAGACUGGCAUUCCUCAGUCUCACCACGGACAGUUUGCAGGCCUAUGCUGAAGAGAAGUCCCCUUAUCAAGGAGGCGUCACCCCUGGGCAAGUUCCGCGUCAGUCAAUUGACCCCUACAGUCACCAUGAUAGACGUUCUCCCAGACCAAUAGCUUCCUGGGUGGGGGCGGGUCUUACGUGGAGGGCCUAUGAGAGCUACGUCGGCUGAGCCAGUAGGAUCAGGGCAGGGGGCGUGGCGGGAAGUUUGAAACUUGUAACCUUGGGAGUUGAGCCACGAGCUGUUGUGCACCUAGAGGUGGAAUUGGGGCCCGGCAUUCCCUCCUCGUCCUGGGCCGGGCCUUGCCCCCACCCUGCAACUCCUGGUUGAGAUGGGCUCAGCCAAGAGCGUCCCAGUCACCCCAGCGCGACCUCCGCUGCACAACAAGCAUCUGGCUCGAGUGGCGGACCCCCGUUCACCUAGUGCUGGCAUCCUGCGCACUCCCAUCCAGGUGGAGAGCUCUCCACAGCCAGGCCUAGCAGCAGGGGACCAACUGGAGGAUCUUAAACCUGCCCAGGACUCAGAUCCCCGUUCUCCUACUCUUGGUAUCGCACGGACACCUAUGAAGACCAGCACUGGAGACCCUCCAAGCCCACUGGUGAAAGAGCUGAGUGAAGUAUUUGAAACUGAAGACUCUAAAUCGAAUCUUCCCCCAGAGCCUGUUCUGCCCCCGGAGGCACCUUCAUCUUCUGAAUUGGACUUGCCUUUGGGUACCCAGUUAUCUGUUGAGGAACAGAUGCCACCUUGGAACCAGACUGAGUUCUCCUCCAAACAGAUGUUUUCCAAGGAGGAAGCAAGACAGCCCGCAGAAACCCCUGUGGCCAGCCAGAGCUCGGACAAGCCCUCAAGGGACCCUGAGACUCCCAGAUCUUCAGGUUCUAUGCGCAAUAGAUGGAAAUCAAACAGCAGCAAGGCACUGGGGAGAUCCCCGCUCACCAUCCUGCAGGAUGACAACUCCCCUGGCACCCUGACACCACGACAGGGUAAACGGCCUUCACCCCUAAGUGGAAAUGUUAGUGAACUAAAGGAAGGAGCCAUUCUUGGAACUGGACGACUUCUGAAAACUGGAGGACGAGAAUGGGAGCAAGGCCAAGACCAUGACAAGGAAAAUCAGCACUUUCCCUUAGUGGAGAGCUAGGCCCUGCAUGGCCCCAGCAAUGCAGUCACCCAGGGCCUGGUGAUAUGUGUCCUCUCACCCCUUCUUUCCCAGGGAUACUGAGGAAAGGCUUGUUUUCUUAGACUCCUCCUCAACUACCAAACUAGGACUAAGAGCUUUGUUGGGCUUUCUUUGUAUCUUGUGUGUUUCUUUUAUAUUAAAGGAAGUAAUUUUAAAUGAUACUUUAAAAAGGUA
Molecule: messenger RNA, 1729 nt
Organism: Callithrix jacchus (white-tufted-ear marmoset)
Lineage: Eukaryota; Metazoa; Chordata; Mammalia; Primates; Cebidae
Gene: CDCA3
Product: cell division cycle associated 3
Source: RefSeq, a predicted model, not a curated record